Messenger RNA from Pieris macdunnoughi, 1152 nucleotides. NCBI's taxonomy places the organism in Eukaryota, Metazoa, Arthropoda, Insecta, Lepidoptera, Pieridae. The record is from the annotation of a GenBank genome assembly.
AUGUUUCGCAGGUCAAUUGUAGCGGUGUGUUUGCUGGUGUGGGGAUGUCAAGGACAGAAUAACAAUAUCCAUAGCCCAAAUCAAUGGAUUGGAACCCUUUUAACUCCGACAAAUAAAGGACCCUCGGAUUGUUACACUGAGAAUCAGGAAGUGGGAAAAUGUGUGAAAUCGUCGGAAUGUAUGGACAGCAUCGAAAUCGACUUUGAAAAGAUGGACGUUUAUAGUGAGUCCAGCUGCCACUACUUGAAGAUAUGCUGUCCAACCAGUCGAUUGAUUACGACAGCAACCGUGACUCCAUCUCCACUGCUGCUAAAGAGGGCAGGAUGUGGAUGGAGCAACCCCGGCGUCUACUCAUUCCGCGACUCUUCAAACACGCACGCCAAGCUCGGAGAGUUUCCUUGGAUGGUUGCUUUGAUGAGGAAAUCCAGUCAGAACCAGGCUUGGGAUCCAAAGGAUUCCCUGGGAGGUGGAAGUCUGAUCCAUAAUUCCGUGGUGAUGACGGUCGCCCAUAAACUCAAUGCUAUCAAUAACGACCCAUCUUUGAUAAAAUGCCGUCUUGGCGAAUUGAAUAGGCAGAAUACGAACGAAAUUUAUCCCCACCAGGACAGAGAUGUCAGGAAAGUCCUUGUUCAUGAACAGUUCUCUUCGAAGUCCCUAGCAUACGACAUUGCCCUAGUAAUUACAUCGUCUCCAUUCGAUCUGAGCUAUCCCCAUGUGGGGAUAGCCUGUUUGAGUAUCAAAGCGCCUAAAACGGACGCUAGUUGUUUUAGCAUGGGGUGGGGUAAAGACUUAAAUAAUGCCAAUAACUAUGCCGUCUCGUUAAAGAAGGUGCCAUUACCAAUAGUUGACCUAGGGACUUGUGAAUUGGCCUUACAAGGUGUGAUUGGAAGUAAGUUCAGCUUGGACAACUCGUUAAUAUGUGCUGGAGGAAGGAAGAACGUUGACAUAUGCAUUGGUGAUGGAGGCUCGUCACUUGCUUGUCGCACUUCGAGCGAUGGCGCCCCACCUCGUUACACAUUGUACGGAAUGGUUUCACAUGGCGUCGAAUGUGGUUUAGAAGUACCCGCCCUAUACGUCAACGUACAGGCGAUGCUUCCAUGGAUCACUGAUAAAUUUUUUGACGAGAAACUUGACCUUACGUUCUUCGCUUAA